Molecule: messenger RNA, 1116 nt
Organism: Priapulus caudatus
Lineage: Eukaryota; Metazoa; Priapulida; Priapulimorpha; Priapulimorphida; Priapulidae
Exons: 1
Coding region: 1-1116 (371 amino acids)
Source: RefSeq, a predicted model, not a curated record
AUGAGUGCCCUACAUCGACCAAAACCUCUCCUGAAGCGAUUUAGGCACAACCACGUCGGCCAUACCUCGUUGGCUCCGGGUAGAUGUGGUAAAGCCAGAUACUUUACAGUGUUAGAUGCGAAUCAAGGAUAUUUCCAGCUACAGCUAGACGAACGCUCCAAUGACUACACAGUCUUCAACACAUCCUUCGGUAGAUUUCGGUACAGAAGAUUGCCAAUGGGCAUCACAUCCGCACCAGGAGACGCCAGUCAAUCCGGAAUAGGAUGUGUCCUGUUGCAAGAUCAGCGACCAGUGGCAUAUAGGUCUAAGGCAUUGACAACCGCUGAAUACGCGUAUGCACAGAUUGAGAAGGAAUUGUUGGUAAUUGUGUUUGCAUUCAAGAAAUUCCACACAUACGUGUACGGACGGACAGAUGUCACUGUCGAGACAGACCAUUUGCCCCUGAUCAGAAUCUUCCAGAAGCCAUUACAUCAAGUUCCACUCCGUUUACAGAAGAUGAGGAUGAGACUACAAGGAUACGACUUUACCUUAGUGCACAAGAAGGGAACAGAAAUUCCAGUUGCAGAUGCACUGAGCCGUGCGCACGUCAACGAACCAGGUCCAAUCCUUACUGGAGAAGACAUUUUUCUAACAAGAUUGGAAGAAUUAAAUAGCGUACAACAGACAAGCUCUCCAAGGAUGGAACAGAUCAGAAGAGAAACUGCACAAGAUUCUGAGCUGAAAUUACUUAGCCACAUUGUGAAAUCGUCGUCAGGAUGGCCCGAGAACAAGAGAAAACUUGAUCCGAGAAUCGCAGCGUAUUAUGACUUUCGAGAUGAAAUGAACAUUGUGGAUGGAGUAGCUUUCAAAGGAACAAGAAUCGUGAUACCACAGACAAUGAGGACAACAGCCAUCGAGAUGUUACAUGCUGCCCAUCAAGGAAUGGUAAAGACCAAACAGUUGGCAAGAGACCUCCUUUACUGGCCAGGGAUUAACAAACAGAUAGAAGAUACAAUUUCUCGAUGUGGACCGUGUCAAGAACACAGAGCCCGACAGCAGAAGGAAUCUCUAAUGCCAAUGCCAAUACCAACAAGACCAUUGGAACAUGUAGGAAUGGAUCUGUUUGACUGUCUUUAG